UCAGAAUCUGCCUCCCUCACCAUCUAUAAGGGGGACCCUUCUCCUUAAUUUUGCCUUCUCAAACUCAAAACCAAGCCCAUCACUCAUGCCUCCACCCUCUCAAGCCGCCGCCGCCGCCUACUCCUCCUCCAAGAGGCACUUCCACUGGACUAAGAAGAUUGGAGCUGAAAAUGAUGAGCAAGAAAAUUCUAGGAACCAUGCUGCUGCUUUGCUAACUCCAAAGAAGAAGCUUCCAGCAGUAGCAGUUGCUAGACUUCGCUCUGUUCUUUCAGCUUUUGGCAAGAAUCGGCCUAAUCUACAACUGGGACUUGGGCCUCGUGUGAUCGGCACCCUUUUCGGCUGCCGCCGUGGUCAUGUUCAUUUUGCAUUUCAAAGAGAUCCCACUUCGCCUCCAGCUUUUCUUAUAGAACUUGCUACGCCAAUUAGAGGAUUGGUUCGAGAAAUGGCAUCUGGUUUGGUCAGAAUUGCAUUGGAGUGUGACAAGGAGAAAGAAGAGGAGAAAAAUAAAGCAGUGAGAUUGCUUGAAGAGCCUUUGUGGAGGAGUUACUGUAAUGGGAAGAAGUGUGGUUUUGGGACAAGGAAGGAAUGUGGGGCUAAAGAGUGGAAGGUGCUGAAAGCUGUGGAGCCAAUUUCAAUGGGUGCUGGUGUGUUGCCAGGUGACAAUGGAACUGAUAGUGAAGUCAUGUACAUGAGAGCUAAGUUUGAGAGAAUUGUUGGGUCUAGAGAUUCUGAAGCUUUCUACAUGAUGAAUCCUGACAGCAAUGGAGCUCCUGAGCUCAGUAUCUAUUUACUUAGAGUCUAAACUUCAAGUUACAUCCAUAAUUUUCCCCCCUAAUUUUCUUUUAUAGUAAUCUUAAUUAGAAAGCUAGCAGUCACAGUUGUUUAGCUCUUGAAGAACCAUGAAAAUGGAGGAUCUAGCACUCUCCAAGUUUUCUGUAAUUUUCUUUUUCUUUCUUUUUUUUUUUCUCCUUCUGAGAAAAUGAAGGGUUAAGUGGGCCUUGUAUUUUGUUA
Messenger RNA from Manihot esculenta (cassava), 1011 nucleotides. Its product is annotated as protein MIZU-KUSSEI 1. The record is from RefSeq and is a predicted model, not a curated record. Gene Ontology annotation, biological process: hydrotropism. The transcript has a single exon. The coding region runs from base 86 to 802 and encodes 238 amino acids. Lineage: Eukaryota; Viridiplantae; Streptophyta; Magnoliopsida; Malpighiales; Euphorbiaceae.